Molecule: messenger RNA, 2254 nt
Organism: Camponotus floridanus (Florida carpenter ant)
Lineage: Eukaryota; Metazoa; Arthropoda; Insecta; Hymenoptera; Formicidae
Exons: 6
Coding region: 276-1643 (455 amino acids)
Source: RefSeq, a predicted model, not a curated record
UCUGUCGCGAUAGCAAGCAACUAAUUUACAGGACUGUUUUACUCACAUGCAUAGACUUAUACAAAUAGACUGCGCAUGCAAUGCAAAGCGCUGGGGACAACAUAGGAGUGGUGGGGAUAGCGCUUGUGGGCUUCCGUCUCUUUCUAACCGCAUGCUGUCUCUCUCCAUCGUGGAAAGUGGUGGGCUGAAGCAGAAGGGAAUACAUCAAUUUCCUCCAGUCCCUUUUUAGUAAAGCUACAUGAUGUACAUAUAGUAAACAACAAAAUAAAAACAAAAUGGUUUUGUGCUGUUGUAUUUGUAAAAUAAGUUUUGGUGAAGUUGAACAUCUUUCGUUUCAUAGUUUGCCAUCUAAUGAAAGCUCCAAGGUCGAAUGGCUUUCAGCUAUUAAUAAAACUGUAAGUAAGAGCAGCCGAGUUUGCAGCAGGCAUUUCAAGUCUACAGAUUUCAAGUACAAAAUUCAAAAUGGCAAAAUCUGUAAGAGUUUGACCUCAGAUGCUGUUCCAUCAUUAAUGUUGAAUACAAGCAGUGAGGCAGAAAAUAUUGAACCAACUACACCAGAUACAUUAGAUAGUAGUAGUAAUAUAUUAUGUGAAAAUUUAUUACUUGCUACAUCUUCUUCAACUGAUCUUCAAAAUAACCAAGAAUGUUUCCAAAGUUGCCAAAACAUCUGUGAUAAAGAGUCGCAUAAUGAAGACUCGCAAACAGAUAAUGAAGUAAUAACUUUAGAAUCAGGAUCAGAGAAUCCCAUUGACAUCUCAACAGCUGCUCUCUCUCCAAAUGCUAAUCCUGUAUCAUUAAAAAGAAGAAACAGUAAUUCAGAGUUUAAGCAUAUCCCAAAGCGUCCUAGACACAUUAGAUAUAUUGGAGAUGUGAUUAGGGAUGAUUUUACUUCAGAUCAAGCUUUUCUAGUCGUUGAAAAAUAUUACAAAGAAACAAAAAACAAACUGAAAUUAAAAGAUAAAAACAUUAGUCGUUUCAAGAAAAAAGUCAGCACUUUCGAAGAUUUUUUGGAUCACUUAAAAGAAGUUGGACUUAUUUCUAAAGAAGGACUUGAUGCUGUAAAAUUACAUUCCUCACCCGCUCUUCCUGAAAUAAUGAAAAACAUUCUUUCUACCAAAAAAUGUAACUCCUACUCAUCAGCACUAAAAGACUUUGCUUGUUCCUUAUUAUUUUAUUCAAGUGCAGCAUACAAAUUCGUAAGGGAUCAAUUUUUAAAAGCUUUGCCUUGUCCUCAAACGGUUAGAAGAUGGUUUGGGAAUAUUCAUCUUGGUCCUGGCAUUAGUAAAAAUGUACUAAUAAGCUUGAAAAACAUGAUCGAAGCAGAAUGUUUAAAUGGGAAAGAGUUGCAAUUUGGACUCCAAUUGGAUGAAAUGUCAGUAAAAAAGCUCAUUGAAUUGAAACAUAAUGUAUGGUAUGGAUUAGUUGACAUUGGAGGUCUGGGAAAAAACAAUUCUGAAGAAGCUUCUUAUGCUUUGGUGGCUAUGCUCGUGUGUCUAAAUGGACACUUUAAAACUCCAGUAGCGUAUUAUUUUAUAAAAAGUCUUCGUGGCCAGGCAAGAUCAAAUAUGCUACAGGAAAUCCUGUUAACACUCCAUGAAAAUGGAAUAAGUGACGUUCGUUCUGUCACUUUCGAUGGUGCAUGAAAUAAUUUGAGUAUGGUUUCUGAACUUGGCGCUAAUACUACGGACAUCGAUCAAAAAUGUUCAUUUGAACACCCAGCGACAAAUGAACCAGUUAUUGUCAUACCCGAUGCAUGCCAUAUGAUAAAAUUAGUUCGAAAUCAUUAGCUAAAUACGACUUCAUUGAUAGUGACAAGAAAACAAUUACUUGGCGUUUUAUUGUAAAAUUAGUGAAUUUUCAAGAGCAAGAAGGUACGCAUCCAGGUACAAAAAUUAGGCGAAGGCACAUUGACUUUUACGGCGAAAAAAUGAAGGUCAAAUUAGCGGUGCAAACUUUAAGUACGCGAGUAUCUGACGCUUUAAGAUACUUAGAAAUGAAAUCACUCGAUUUUAGUGAGCAAGUGCAACCGCUUUAUUUUGCAAAAAUUUUAAUGAUGCUUUUGAUAUUCUCAACUCAAGAUGUAGGUUUGGAAAAACUGAGUUGAAAAAUGGCAUAUCCAAAUUAAAUCUUGAACAAUUAGAAAAACACAUUGAUUACUUAGUUGAUUACAUCAAAUAUUUAAAAGUAAAUGAAAAUGGCAAAAUCAAAGACGUACUGGCAAGUAGUCGUCGAAUUGGAUUUUGGGGAAUAAUUA